Aspergillus terreus NIH2624 is the source of this 2190-nucleotide messenger RNA. RefSeq names its product protein kinase COQ8. Gene Ontology annotation, cellular component: extrinsic component of mitochondrial inner membrane. Lineage: Eukaryota; Fungi; Ascomycota; Eurotiomycetes; Eurotiales; Aspergillaceae. The record is from RefSeq and is a predicted model, not a curated record. Bases 1 to 2190 code for a protein of 729 amino acids. The transcript is spliced from 3 exons. Gene Ontology annotation, molecular function: kinase activity. Gene Ontology annotation, biological process: ubiquinone biosynthetic process.
AUGUCCGGUAAACGUCUGCUGGACACCAUCCAGGUGCUCAAUGUCGCCAAAGCCAUCGCGACCAAGCACCUGGCUGUGCGUCAGCGGCAGUUGGACGUGUUUACCCGCACUUCGUCUCUCACCAAGGGCCUCAAGGCCCAGGCCGAUGGCUUGUGUAUGACCGCUCAGGCCGCCGCCGCCCUCGCCAAACGUUUCGAUGACCCAUCGCCCCCGUCUCCUGCUCCCAGCUCGGCCUCCCCGACCAACCCUCCUCCUCCUCCCACCUCCGGUUCUGCUGAUGCGUCGGCGACCGCCCCUCCGCCGAAGCCCCCUGCGGCGGCCGCCUUGUCGCCUGACCAGGCGCGUCACGCCCAGCGACAGGCCGAGUUCCAGAUUCCUGCGACGGCCGCCACACACAAUGGCGGUGAAGUGUCCAGUGAGGUGGAUGUCAGCCGACAGCAGGACGUAUACUACAAACCUUCGCAGACGUCGAGUCCAGACCUGUCUGGACUCCCGCGGGUCAAACUGCCGAAGACGGCCAACACUACGCAAGUUGGGGUCGACAGUGAAAUCAACGCCGAUGUAUUUCACUCACCUGUCAAACCGGAGAAGGAGGCCGAGGAAGAACUCCCCGAGGAGGUGAUGAAUCAGAUAUUCCACAGCCCCAGGGUUGCCAAAGUCCUGUCUAGGAAGCCUGCGGUGGAACAGAGGGCUGGUGGACAACCAACGAAGCCCGUCGAGAAGGCUACCAUUUCUGUGGCGGAGGACCAAUCGCAGAAGAAGGAAGCUGAAGAUCUUGGAAAUCUCAUUGCGGAGGAGGUGGUCCCCACUUCUAUACAUGGGACCCCGACGAAUGAGGAUACCUAUAAGAUGAUGGAGUCGCGCGUCCCGUCUUCGCGCAUCGGCAGAUUAUGGCAGUAUGGGGGCCUUGCGACGUCAAUGGCCUUCGGUGCGGUUGGAGAGGGUUUACGACGGGUAACAGGAAGCCAGUCCGAUCCCGCUAGCUCGAUCAUGUUCAGCCCCGCGAACAUGGAGCGUCUCGUCGCGAAGCUCUCGAAGAUGCGCGGGGCUGCGCUCAAACUGGGUCAGAUGAUGAGCUUCCAAGACUCGAAAAUGCUGCCCGAACCCAUUCAACAAGUACUUCAGCGAGUACAAGAUCGCGCGGACUACAUGCCGGCUUCGCAACGUGACAAGGUGCUCGCCGACAAUCUCGGCCCCGACUGGCGCGAUCUCUUCUCCUCCUUCGACGACGUCCCCAUGGCAGCUGCUUCCAUCGGCCAGGUGCACGGCGCAGUGCUGAAGCGAACUGGCCAGCCCGUCGCCGUCAAAGUCCAAUACCCCGGUGUCGCCGACUCCAUCGACUCCGACCUCAACAACCUCUCCAUCCUCCUCACCGCGUCGCGCCUCCUCCCCCGCGGCCUAUUCCUCGACAAAACCAUCGCUAAUGCUCGCACCGAACUGGGCUGGGAAUGUGACUACACUCGCGAGGCCGAGUGCGGUCACCGUUUCCGUGAACUCCUCCGCGACGACCCGGUCUUCCUCGUGCCCGAAAUUAUCCCCGAAGCGUCCGGCCGGCAUGUCCUGACCAUGGAGCGGUUGGAAGGCGUCGCGGUGACGAAGAUUCAGAACUUCACGCAAGAACAACGCGACUGGAUCGGCACGCAGAUUCUGCGACUCUGUCUCCGCGAGAUCAUCGAAUUCCACUACAUGCAGACCGACCCCAACUGGACCAACUUUUUGUAUAACGCACAGACCAAUCGUUUAGAACUACUCGACUUCGGUGCCUCACGCGAGUACCCCGUCGAAUUCAUCACCAAAUACGUGAGCACGCUCGUUGCGGCCUCCCACAACGACCGCGAUGCCUGUCACCGUCUUUCCAUCGACCUGGGCUACCUGACCGGCCAUGAAUCUCCCGCUAUGGUCGACGCCCACGUCACCUCCAUCCUCACGCUUGCCGAGCCAUUCCGGACCUCCUCGCCGGACGUGUACGACUUCAACAACCAGACCAUUACAGACCGUGUGCGCGACCUCAUCCCGGUAAUGAUCCGCGAGCGAUUAGCGCCCCCGCCCGAAGAGACCUACAGUCUGCAUCGGAAGCUGAGCGGGGCGUUCUUGCUGUGUGCCCGGCUGGGUAGCCGAGUGCGCUGCAAAGAGCUGUUCGCCGAUGCCGUUGAGAAAGCCGAGGGUCGGGGACUGGUCAUCCACACUUGA